Messenger RNA from Cryphonectria parasitica EP155, 978 nucleotides. RefSeq lists its product as uncharacterized. Bases 1 to 978 code for a protein of 325 amino acids. The record is from RefSeq and is a predicted model, not a curated record. The transcript has 3 exons. Lineage: Eukaryota; Fungi; Ascomycota; Sordariomycetes; Diaporthales; Cryphonectriaceae.
AUGUGCAUGUUUCCGAGUGAAUCCUCGAACGACAAGAGCCACUCCAUCAAGUCAGGGUCCGAGAAGAGCCCCAAUCGUAACUCCUGGACCAAGCUGUUCUCUUCAUCCAAGGACUCCCCCUCCAAGGGCUCCUCCAAGUCCAAGGACAGACGGCGUCCUGAUUCUGGUGGCUACUUCUCCGUAUACCAAGAGAUGGCCAGGUCUGGACACGUGAACCAACGAGGCAUCUCGUCCCGUACCGACAGGGCCACGCGAGCCGGGCCAUCUCAAGCCCGAGACACGUCUCCUGCUCGUCUCGCCGCCAGGGACACGCAGCUCCGUACCAACCAGAGCCUCAAGGACGCGUCCAGGCUCGAGAAGAGUCGCAACACCGGCAAGUCUGUAGCUCGACAAGGAUCCACUGACGCCAUCGAGGCCAUCAGGGCAAGGGCGCUGGCCAAGGCCCAGGCCCAGCGCGCGAGUGACUUCUCCCCUUUGCCAGCCCCAGUUCUCGCCGAACCGCCAAGUGACUGGCGUCCUGACAGCCGGCCCUUCAUCCCUGAGCUGGUGCCGGCGCCUCUCAAUGUUAAUAAGCAGCAAAAGCAGCAGGGGACGACCUCGACAGUCCCAACCAGUGGCCAAUGGUCACCUGGCCCAUCAGCCCCUCGCCCCCUGCCACAGCCUCCACGUACAGUGCCGCAAGGUCCCCGCCCCCAGCCGGAGACUCGUUCUCGUGGCCGCAGCUCUCCUAGUUCUGGCCGCCACCACCAAUAUGGCCAGAUGCCUCACAGACAGUCUAUCCUCGACAGGAUCGAGGCUGCUGCUGCCAUCCACCCCGAUGUCCUCCGCCGCCAGCAAAGGCAAGGCUCUUCGCGAAGGACUCCUUCUCGUAACCGUACUAGUUACGGCAUGUUCUACAUUCUUAUCUUAUUAUCGAUCAUUAAAGGUCGUCCAUCUAUCUUUAAGCACAGAAAAGCUUUGCACCUAGCGAAACGGUAG